This is a messenger RNA of Tinamus guttatus (white-throated tinamou), 1457 nucleotides long. RefSeq names its product lipase I (gene LIPI). Gene Ontology annotation, molecular function: glycerophospholipase activity. The record is from RefSeq and is a predicted model, not a curated record. Gene Ontology annotation, biological process: lipid catabolic process. NCBI's taxonomy places the organism in Eukaryota, Metazoa, Chordata, Aves, Tinamiformes, Tinamidae.
GUGGGUGCUACGUAUUGCUUUUCUCCAUUUCCACAUGUUGAAAUUGUGUUUCUUCGUCUGUCUGAUGUGCUGGGUGAAAUCAGAUGAGGAGAAAAAGUGUCCUGAAUUUACAGAUCUUAAUAUAGGCAAUGCUUUGACUGGAACAAAUCUUGAAGUCCAACUACUCUUAAGCACAAGGGAAAAUCCAGAUUGCUCAGAGAAACUAAAUGAACACAAUGUUACAGCAUCCGAAUAUCUUAAUACCUCCAAGAAAAUUGUCUUUGUUGUUCAUGGCUUCAGACCAACAGGAUCUUCACCAGUAUGGCUAGGUGACAUAAAGACCCUUUUACUAACUUCAGAGGAUAUUAACCUCAUUAUAGUUGAUUGGAAUCGUGGUGCUACAACUUUUAAUUAUAACACUGCUGUUGAAAACACCAGGAAAGUUGCAAAAAUACUGAAGAACUAUAUUGACCAGAUGCUGGCCGAUGGAGCUUCUCUUGACUCCGUACACAUAAUUGGAAUUAGCCUUGGGGCUCAUAUAGCUGGUUUUGUUGGCAAGAAGUAUAAUGGCAGACUUGGCAGAAUUACAGGUCUUGAUCCUGCAGGUCCUUUGUUCUCUCAGAAACCACCAGAAGGGAGACUGUAUUACACUGAUGCACAAUUUAUUGAUGUAAUUCAUACGGAUAUCGAUGUUCUAGGUUUCAGGCAACCUUUAGGAACCAUCGAUUUCUAUCCAAAUGGAGGAAUGGAUCAGCCUGGUUGUCCAAACACAGUAUUCAGCGGAUUUCAUUUUUUUAAAUGUGAUCAUCAGAGAUCUGUCUACCUCUUCCUAUCAUCCUUGAAAAGCGGGUGCAACAUAACGGCAUAUCCUUGUGACUCAUACUUUGAUUACAAGAGAGGACAAUGUGUCGACUGUAAGGCUUUUCAUCCAAUGUCCUGCCCUGUACUGGGUUAUCAUGCCGAUAGGUGGAAAGAAGUCUUGAUACAAAAUAAUUUACCAACAAAAGCUUAUUUUGAUACUUCGGACCAUGACCCAUUUUGUAUGUAUAACUACUUAUUGGAUAUCAUUACCUGGAAUAAAAAUACUAGGAGAGGUUUUAUUAAAGUGAAAAUAACAGAUCUUGCCGGAAAGACAGUAGAAUCGGAAAUGGAUAGUCAGGCUGUAACAUUUCAGCAAUACAGAAGAGUCAAAAUACUAACUGGAUUUUACCAGGAUCUUGACAAAAUAUCGAGAAUUUCCUUGACCUUUUCUACAAAGACUUUAAUAGGACCAAAAUAUAAGCUCAGGAUUCUCCAAAUGAGGCUAAAAUCUCUAAAUAACCCAGAAAGGCUGCAACUCUGCAGAUAUGAUUUUGUGUUAAUGGAGAACACUGAACUGACCUUCAAGCCUAUCCCAUGCCAAGAAAGUGAUAUAGGAAGAUAGAACUUCUGCUAACUUAAUUUGUCUCACAGCAGUGGCAUUUGAUUCUUUCUCAGGA